Octodon degus (degu) is the source of this 2928-nucleotide messenger RNA. It is a transcript of the gene Pacsin2, whose product is annotated as protein kinase C and casein kinase substrate in neurons 2. Lineage: Eukaryota; Metazoa; Chordata; Mammalia; Rodentia; Octodontidae. Gene Ontology annotation, biological process: actin cytoskeleton organization; plasma membrane tubulation; regulation of endocytosis. The coding region runs from base 194 to 1654 and encodes 486 amino acids. The record is from RefSeq and is a predicted model, not a curated record. Gene Ontology annotation, molecular function: phospholipid binding; protein binding. Gene Ontology annotation, cellular component: plasma membrane; endosome; cytoplasm. The transcript has 11 exons.
GCGGCAGAAGCGGCCGCGGCGGGUCUGGGCAGGGCUUGGGCAGCGCGGCCGAAGCGAGGCGCGAGCCGGACCAGAGGUGACGCCGUCACGGCCGGAGCAAGGCGCGCGGUGGCCGAGGUCUGUCUGCGGAUUCUGAGCAUCUGGAGUGGACCCUUGAGCCUUAGCAUUUGCUGUUGCCCCACUCUUUGGCGAGAUGUCUGUCACUUACGAUGAUUCCGUUGGAGUAGAAGUGUGCAGCGACAGCUUCUGGGAGGUCGGGAACUACAAGCGAACUGUGAAGAGGAUUGACGAUGGCCACCGCCUGUGCAGUGACCUCAUGAACUGCCUCCAUGAGCGCGCGCGCAUCGAGAAGGCAUACGCGCAGCAGCUCACCGAGUGGGCCCGGCGCUGGAGGCAGCUUGUGGAGAAGGGGCCACAGUAUGGGACAGUGGAGAAGGCCUGGGUGUCCUUCAUGUCCGAGGCAGAGAGGGUCAGCGAGCUGCACCUGGAUGUAAAGGCUUCGCUUAUGAAUGAGGACUUUGAGAAGAUUAAGAACUGGCAGAAGGAAGCCUUUCACAAGCAGAUGAUGGGAGGCUUCAAGGAGACCAAGGAAGCGGAGGACAGCUUCCGCAAAGCCCAGAAGCCCUGGGCCAAGAAGCUGAAAGAGGUAGAAGCGGCAAAGAAGGCCUACCAUGCAGCCUGCAAAGAAGAGAAGUUGGCCAUCUCACGAGAAGCCAACAGCAAGUCAGACCCAUCACUCAACCCGGAGCAGCUCAAGAAAUUGCAAGAUAAAAUAGAAAAGUGCAAGCAGGAUGUUCUAAAGACCAAGGACAAGUACGAGAAGGCCCUGAAGGAGCUGGACCAGGCCACGCCCCAGUACAUGGAGAACAUGGAGCAGGUAUUUGAACAGUGCCAGCAGUUUGAGGAAAAGCGACUGCGCUUCUUCCGGGAGGUUCUCUUGGAGGUUCAGAAGCACCUGGACCUGUCGAACUCAGCCAGCUAUAAAACCAUUUACCGCGACUUGGAACAGAGCAUCAAAGCGGCUGAUGCGGUGGAAGACCUGAGGUGGUUCCGAGCCAACCACGGGCCAGGCAUGGCCAUGAACUGGCCACAGUUUGAGGAGUGGUCUGCAGACCUGAAUCGAACUCUCAGCCGGAGGGAGAAGAAGAAGGCUGCUGAUGGUGUGACCCUGACAGGGAUCAGCCAGACAGGUGACCAAGCUGUCCCGAACAAGGCCGGCAGCAACCUUAGUGUCCCGAGCAACCCCGUCCAGCCUGCCCAGUCACAGUCCAGCUACAACCCUUUUGAAGAUGAGGACGACACAGGCAGCACCGUCAGCGAGAAGGAGGACAUUAAGACCAAAAAUGUGAGCAGCCGUGAGAAGGCCCAGAGCUACCCCGCUGACUGGUCCGACGACGAGUCCAACAACCCCUUCUCCUCCACGGAGGCCAACGGCGACUCCAACCCAUUCGAUGAGGAUGCUGCCUCGGGGACAGAAGUACGGGUCCGGGCCCUGUACGACUAUGAGGGGCAGGAACAUGAUGAGCUGAGCUUCAAGGCAGGUGAUGAGCUGACCAAGAUAGAGGAUGAGGAUGAGCAGGGGUGGUGCAAAGGCCGCUUGGACAGUGGGCAGGUCGGCCUGUAUCCUGCCAACUACGUGGAGGCCAUCCAGUGACAGGCUGUGGGCAGGCCGGCCCCGGAGCUCCGUUAGCCUGGGCCUGGUCAGUGGGGGUCCUUCUAGCCCUGUGACAUCCCCUCUACCUGCACAAGGCACCGGCCUCCUUGAGCUUGCUUUCGGGUAUGCUUGGAAGGCAGAGGAGCUGGUCGUUUCACCCGGGUCUUGGUCCUUUCCAAGUGCAUCCGGGAGCUCUGCGUGGAAGACAGCAUAAGAGAGGAGCCGCCCUGCGCUGCCCAGCUCUGCCGACCUCACCUCCUCCUGGGUCAGUGUGGGCAGCACUCACUCUCCCUCCACUGAUUAUUGUCUCUCACCAGUCUUCUCCCUGCUAGUUAAGUAAACAAAGUAUGCCAUUUACUGAGUGAAGAUUUUGAAGAUUUUAAUUUAAAGGCUAUGUACAGUUACACUUUUUCACAUACCUGCUCUUCUGUCCUUUGUACAUAAGUUACGGCGCAGAUGGCUCUGAACCGGUCUCCAGGAUGAUAGCUCUGCUUCCAGCUUGCUCUUCCACAGCCCAGCGGCUGCCUGGGGCAGGUGGAGGGCGGCAUAGGUCCUAUGGGCAGGUGACGCCUGGGGCCAGAGACUGCAGGAUGUGGGGUGCACCAUGCAGUGGUUUCGAUGAUGAAUGUGGCCGGAGGAAACCUCACAGGACUCCCCAAGGUCAGCGCCUGCUGAAGUGAGUUUCACUCUAUUCCUGCUUCAAACUCGACUGUCUUGCACAUUCACCGUCUUACCAGCGAUUGCGAGGCUAAGCGAGGCUAGCUUUCCAGGCAGAUGCUUCUGUGACUAAGAUGCUCUAGAGCGGGCUCUUGUGUCUGGGUGUCUCUACGUAUCUGCUAUUCCGAGAACCUAAGCAGUGAGCCGAGGCCCCUGGCCCUGUGGAGAGCUGUACAGUGCCAUCUUUGCAAUCAUCACAGGCUUCACUGUCUCCAGUUCCACGUGAGCAAACAGCUUGGGUGUGGAGGGCAGCAAGGCAAAGCAGGCAGCGUGGUGACCCUGAAGGACCCAGGGCAGGAAGGGCCUGCACUGUGUUAGCUGGGACAGUGGUGUCCUCCACCAGUCGCAAGCUGCUGUGCUUUCCACCCAGUGCCUGCGGGGAGCGCCACUUCCUGGAAAGUAUGAGUCAGGAACUGCCAUGAACAUUCCCAGUGGAAAUCCUGGUCCUAUGCUACAGAUCUACCAACUGCUAUCACAUCUGCUGAGUUAAUAGUUCCUUUAAGUGUAUGCAUCUUUGAACAGAAUCAAUAAACAGUCUAUCUCAGGUGUGUGAAAGG